Messenger RNA from Clonostachys solani, 8169 nucleotides. Lineage: Eukaryota; Fungi; Ascomycota; Sordariomycetes; Hypocreales; Bionectriaceae. The record is from the annotation of a GenBank genome assembly.
AUGUAUUCAAGUUCAGACACAGCAUCCAAGGAUGCCUCUCCCCCAAGAUUCCAACCAUUGGCCAUCUGUGGCAUGUCAACACGCCUUCCUGGCGGAAUCAGCUCUCCAGAAGAUCUAUGGGAAUUCUUGUUGAACAAGGGAGAUGCAUGUGCUAGGAUUCCCCCCUCACGAUGGGCCACUCAUGGGCCCCAGGGAAACUCUCCGGGUCAAGAUGCAGAGAGCACCGACAUGCCGGACACACCACACUGGAAAACCCACUCGUACAUGCUGAACGAUGUCGACAUUGGGGCUUUUGAUGCUGGUCUCUUUUCCAUGACACGAGCCGAGUUGGGCAUGGUAGAUCCUCAGCAACGCCUUCUUCUAGAGAUCACUCGUGAAUGUCUAGAGAGCGCUGGUGAGAUGCAAUGGCGAGGCAAAGAUAUAGGGGUAUACAUUGGUUCGUUGGGAGAAGAUUGGAACGACGUGCAAUACCACGACCGACAUGAUUUACACACGUAUAAACUCACCGGGACUGGAGAUUUCGUUCUGUCGAAUAGAAUCUCCUACGAGUACGAUCUCCGGGGACCCAGCCUGACGGUGAGGACAGCUUGCUCUUCAUCUUUAUACGGCCUGGAUCUGGCCUGCCAGGCGAUUCACACAGGCCAGGCAUCCAGCGCCCUAGUUGGUGGUGUAAACCUAAUGACGAAUCCUGCCAAAACUGAGACGAUGGUGCACUUCGGGGUACUUAGCAAAGGCGUCUCGUCAAAGUCAUUUGAUGCCGACGCUGACGGUUAUGCCCGCGGGGAAGCCGUGUCCAUGAUCUAUAUCAAGAAGCUAGAGGACGCUAUUCGCGAUGGCAACCCAAUCAGAGCCGUGAUCCGCUCCGCGGUAAGUAAUGCGGAUGGGAAGACCUCGGGCCUAACGAAGCCCAGCGGCGCAAUUCAUGAAUCUCUCAUACGCUCCGCGUAUCGUGCUGCCGGUCUCGAAAGCGAGAUAGGGCGUACCGGAUUCUUCGAGUGCCACGCCACCGGCACCUCGAGUGGAGAUCCCCAGGAAGCUGGCGCGGUGGGCAGAAUCUUCAAGGCCCACGGGGGGAUUUACAUGGGAUCUAUAAAGCCUAACCUCGGCCAUGCUGAAGGUGCUUCAGGACUUAGUUCGCUCAUGAAAUGCGUUAUGGCCUUGGAACACAAAACGAUACCACCCAACAUCAAGCUGAACAAACCUAACCCGAACAUCCCGUUCAAAAGGGCUGGGCUCCGUGUUCCCCUAGACGCCGUCCCGUGGCCACAGGACCGCUCCGAACGCACGAGCAUCAACUCAUUUGGCGUUGGCGGGGCCAACUCUCAUGUCAUUCUCGAAUCUGCCGCCUCAUUUGGGGUGCCAUCAAGUGCUUCUGCUACCUCAAAUGGGGUUCAUCCUACCUCAAAUGGGGUUCAUCCUACCUCAAAUGGGGUUCAUCCUACCUCAAAUGAGAUUCAUCCUACUCCAAAUGGGAUCCAUCCUACUCCAAAUGGUAUUCAUCCUACUCCAAAUGGUAUUCAUCCUAUCUCAAAUGGGGUUCAUCCCACUACAAACGGCCAUUCUGCAACCAAUGGACAUGUUACUAUUAAUGGAGAAGAUGCUCCGGCUAAUGGAGGUUCUACUAUUACAAACGGCGCAGGAACUAUUGGGAAGAACGCCCAAACUAAACCCAGUCGGCUUAUACCGUUCACGGCAAAUGACGCCGAUUCAGCCCGUCAAGGCGCCGUCAAGCUCAGCAGCUUUCUUGCUAGCCACUCGGACCAGCUAGAUGAUGCCGCCUACACAAUCGGGAUGCGGAGGCAACACUUUCCGUAUCGUUCUUUUACCGUGGUAAACAAGGAAGAUGCUGUCGGCCAAGUGACAUUUUCGGCCCCUAUACGGGCCUCCCCAUUACAACGCACAGUUGUAUUUGUCUUUACCGGACAAGGUUCCCAGUGGCCCACGAUGGGGUCCGCACUGCUCUCGGACUACCACACAGCCAUGGAGGAUGUUCUGCGCAUGGACAAGGCGCUGGCUUCACUAGGCCAAGACGUUGCCCCUACGUGGACUCUGGCAGAGCAACUCAGGCUGCCCAAGGAAAGCAGUCAAGUAUACAAGGCAGACUUCUCCCAACCUCUGUGCACGGCUAUCCAAAUUAUCAUAGUCAAUCUUCUGCGGAGCUGGGGCAUCCAGUGCGCCGCCGUCAUCGGGCAUUCGAGUGGGGAGAUCGCGGCGGCCUACGCUGCUGGAGCUCUGAGCAUGGACGAGGCCAUCAUCUGUGCCUAUCUGCGUGGAAGGGCCACGACCAAGUACCGGACCAAGAUGCCACAGGGACGAGGCGGUAUGGCGGCCGUUGGUCUUGGGUCGACGCAGGUUCAGAAAUACUUGACUGACGGGGUUGUGAUCGCUUGUGAAAACAGUCCCCUGAGCACCACAAUAUCGGGAGAUGAUGACAAGUUGACCGAGGUCCUUGAUGCCAUUAAAAAGGACCAACCUGAGGUGUUCGCUAGGCGCCUCGCCGUGGAUAUGGCCUACCACUCUCACCACAUGAAGCUAAUUGGCUCGGAUUAUGAGAAGGAUCUUGCACCACACAUACAGAGCAAAUGGCCAUUGGUUAAGUUCCUUUCCACAGUAACCAAUGAAGUGAUAGAGGUGGACGGUGCGCUCGGUGCCGCAUACUGGCGAUCUAAUCUGGAAUCCCCCGUCCUCUUCAACACAGGACUGAAAACACUUCUCCAGCAGACGGGAGGCAAUACUGUGUUGAUCGAAAUAGGACCACACUCUGCACUUUCAGGGCCCAUCCGACAGAUUCUCAAUGAGACUUACAACAAAUCGCCUCCUCUAUAUGUUCCUACACUGAUUCGCUCCGAGAACGAAAGCAAGGCGCUACUCACCACGGCUGGUCAACUCUUCUGUCAGGGCCAGAGGCUGCGCUUUGAUGCCAUCAACCCUAUCGGCCAUGUUCUCCCUACGCUGCCCACCUACCCGUGGAAUCACGGUACUAGCUACUGGUACGAGAGCCGCGUCUCGCGUGAGUAUCGGGGCCGUCACUUCGCUCACCACCCCAUCAUCGGUAGUCGAGUUGCCGAAGCCAGUUCUUUGGAGCCUCUCUGGCGCAACUGGCUCCGGAUCGAGGACAUCGAAUGGUGUCAGGACCAUAGGAUUGGUAGCGAUGUCGUGUUUCCGGGAACUGGCUAUCUUGCGAUGGCAGGUGAGGCCUUGCGACAACUCUGCCCAGAGGCUCAAGAUAUCUCCUUCCGGCAAGUGACCAUUCUCUCAGCGCUGGUUCUGGGAGGAACCGAGGCCACGGAGACCCUUCUGUCAAUGUGUCGGCACAAGGUAACCAACCACCUAGACUCAGCAUGGUGGGAAUUCAGCAUCUCGUCCUACAACGAGACGUCACAGCUAUGGGCCAAGCACGCUUUCGGUCAGGUCCGAGACGGCAGAAGCGAGAGCGACGAUGGCCGUGACCAGAAGAUCGUCCACUUGCCACAUGAAGUCGACGCGAGAUACUGGUACAACACAAUGCGAAGCGUGGGGCAAAAUUACGGCACGCGAUUCCAGAGGCUUGAUCGCAUUUCAACUCACCUUCUCGACAACGAGGCUGUGGCCGACCUGAAACCGGACGAGACGGACCCCAACUACCUGUUCUUGCACCCGGCGACCUCGGAUGCCUGUAUGCAGCUCUUCUCGGCCGCCAUGGCGCACGGCCAGGCCCGCUCCUUGCACGUCAAGGCAGUUCCAACCUACAUUGGCGAGGCUUAUUUCAAAAGGACGAGCGCCCACAACGGGAGCAAGAUAACGGUCGGAGCAUCCAUCAACAACCAGAUACCCGGAUCGCCAAUGGUUGGCACUUGUGUUGCAGUAGACGCGGCUAACGCGGUUGUGCUCCGCCUCAAGGAUGUGAAAUUGACACCGCUGGAUGAGGGUGAGAAUGAUGCCACGUCUCAGCAACAGCAGCAGCAACAGGUUCCCAAUGGCAGCCAGGAUCCUCAUGCCGGCGCCCGGCUCCGGUGGCGGCCCGACUUCGACUUUCAGGAUGCCGCCCAACUCAUACGAUCACAAUCCUCCUCGGACGGCAUGGUUGUACGAAAGCAGGCUUACUACCUGCUCCAGAAACUUCUACUCUUGUGCUGCGUGACGGCUCAAGACCAAUACGGGCAGAUUCAACCCUCGAAGCCAUACCUGGCUGAGUUCCAGAAGUGGAUGACUCAACAAGCAACUCAAGUCAGGGAUGCAAGUGCCCAGAACGGGGAUGGAGACGAUGAUGUCGUCUACCCACUGGUGAAGCGCCGUGAAUCACAGGAAUUUCUCGGCCUCAAUCAGGAACAGCGCGCCACUCUUAUUAAGGAGUUGGUUGAAGAUCUGCGCGAGACAGAAUACGGCCAUGUUGGCAAACUUAUUCAUCGAGUAUACCUUGGCCUCGGGGACCUAUUGAAUGGCCAUCGCGACGGUCUAGAGAUUCUCCGCCAGGAAGAAAAAGAACAAGAUGUUGAUGCUGACCGUGACGAGGGCGAGGAAGAAGAGGAUCCGUUAACGAACAUCUACAACAUUAGCAACCAAGGUUGGAACUACGCCCCUUUCCUCGAGCUCCUGAGCCACCGCACCCCCCAUCUCCGGAUCCUAGAAAUCGGCGCUGGGACGGGCGGCACGACAGAUCUGAUUCUCCGCCAGCUUGAUCGUGGCGUUGGAGAAAACAGCAUGAGUACAGCCUUCUACUCGUACACUUACACGGACGUGUCGGCGGGUUUCUUUCCCGCGGCGAUGCGACGAUUCCCCCGUCAUCGCUAUCCCAACAUACGCUUCCAAACUCUAGACAUCUCCUCAGAUCCCGAGACACAAGGCUUCGCACCCGCGUCAUUCGACCUCAUCGUAGCAGCCAACGUCCUCCACGCCACACCCGAGCUCGGCCGCACCCUGGCUCACGUGCGGAAGCUUCUGCGUCCAGACGGACGGCUUCUGCUGCAGGAGAUCAGCAUGGAGGCCCGCUGGGUCAACCUGAUCAUGGGCGUUCUGCCUGGAUGGUGGCUCGGCGGCGAGGAUGGGCGCAAGGAGGAGCCGUAUGUGGCUCCAGCGCGAUGGGCCGAAGAGCUGCGUAAAGCCGGCUUCUCAAGCCCUUCGGUCGUCCUGGACGUCGACGAGGAGCCGUUCCAGGCCAACGCCACCAUCGUCGCGGCUCCUGCUGAGUCUGCCCCCUUGCAUGCCAAUCCCGACCUGACCUCAGCUGUCUCCCUGCUCUGUCGACAGCCAGACAGCGGCGUGGCUAAGGCAGCAUCCGACGCAUUGAAGAAACUAGGGUUCCACGAGGUCGAUAUCAUUGGUCUUUCGGAUACGCCACGCGGCACAACGGUGAUAUCCAUCCUGGAUAUCGAAGAGGAGAAGAAGGCCUUCAUCCGGGACGACACGCCCGCGGAAGAAUAUAGGCAGGUUCAGGACUUUAUAUCCACCAAGAUCCCGCCUCCGGAAGCCGGUGGCUGCUUGCUCUGGCUGACGAGACCGAGCCAAAUGCACUGCACUGACCCGCAGUAUGCCGCCAUCGUAGGCUUGCUGCGCGUGGUUCGCAAUGAGACGGGGCUCGCGCUUUGUACACUGGAGAUGGAGGAGGAGGAAGGUGAUUCAGGUACGUUCUGGAAGUCUGUCGUCGACGUGUAUCACAAGAUCCUGCGCACUCGCAGCAGCACGCAGCCGCAGGAUGGCAUGGCGAGCCCAGACUGCGAGUUUGCUUACCGCCGGGGCAGCCUCUACCUUCCGCGCUUCCACUGGGUUUCUGUGUCCGAUGAGUUGGUCGCCACCGAGCUCCAAACCCCCGACAAGCUUGCCGGCAACGCAAAUGGGCAUCUACGAGAACAAGAGCAACAACGGACGUAUAAACGUCUCGAAACCAGUAAACGUGGCUCACUAGAAUCCCUCCACUGGACAGAAAACCGCUUGCCCCUCCCUUCGGAGCUUGCAUCUGAUGAAGUCAUCAUCUCCAUCCGUGCCGUGGGGCUCAACUUCAAAGACACCCUCACAGCCAUGGGGCUGAUCCCCAGCGUCGCGAAAGCCGGGGACGGGUUCGGCGUGGAAUGCUCCGGCGUAGUCCUCGCCGCGGGUCCUAUUGCAUCCGACACCUUCCACGUCGGCGACCGCGUCAUGGCCGUCUCGCGGAACGCAUAUGCCACUGCGACUGUCGUGCGGGCCACCAACUGCGUCCGGAUCCCCGAUGAGCUGAGCUUCGAGGACGCCGCCACCAUGCCCUGCGUGUAUCCGACCGCCAUCCACGCCAUCGUCAACCUGGCAAGGCUGGAAAGGGGCCAGACGAUACUGAUUCACUCGGCCUGCGGCGCCGUGGGACUCGCAGCAAUGCAUGUCUGCCUCAACGUCGUGGGGGUGCCCAAAUCCGACAUAUACGCUACCGUCAGCAGUCCCGAGAAGACGGAGUUCCUGACGUCUACCUUCGGCUUGUCUCCGUCGCACAUCUUCCAGUCCCGCAGCGCCGCUUUCCUCCCGGGAGUUCUCCGCGCUACCGAGAACCGCGGCUUAGAUCUCGUGCUUAAUUCCCUGUCCGGGCCUCUGCUCCACGCGAGCUGGUCGUGCGUCGCAGAAUUUGGGAGCAUGGUGGAGCUAGGGAAACGCGAUUUUCUGGACGGGGGAAGGUUGGAGAUGGCGCCUUUCGAAGGGAACAGAACUUUCUACGGGCUGGAGCUGGUGCCGAUCAUCGAGCAGAGGCCGGCCUUGUUUCGAAAGUUGCUGACUGAGCAGACGAUGAGGUGGCAUAAGGAAGGGCUGCUGCCCCCUAUUGGGCCAGUGGCGAGGUUUGAGGCCGAUGAGGUGGUGAGUGCUCUCAGGAAGAUGCAGGGCGGCAACCAUAUCGGCAAGCUGGUGGUUCGGAUGUGGGAUGAUGGAAGAGCGGACCAUGAUGGGCUUGUUAUAAGUUCUGAGUCAAGGACGAGGACGACGGCAAGUGGAGGAGGAAAGCACCUGUUCCGGGAAAACGUCACUUAUCUCCUAGUUGGAGGGCUUGGAGGGCUGGGACGGUCUAUCGCUUUUUGGAUGGUGCAGAACGGGGCACGCCACUUUGUGUUCCUGUCCCGCAGCGGAGGAGCCAAGCCAGAGGUUACCGCGCUAGUACGCUCGCUCCAAGGAGCUGGCUGCACAGUCCAUGUUGUGGCCGGAAGCGUCACAAACCCAGAUGAUGUCUCCCGUGCCAUUGGCCAGGCUCAUCUGCCCGUGGCUGGGGUUCUUCAGCUGUCCAUGGUGUUGCGGGACGGGCUCUUCGCCAAUAUGCCCCACGAAGACUGGGCAGCUGCCACGGCUCCCAAGAUUCAAGGCACCUGGAACCUGUACCACGCCCUCUCAGCUUCUCAGCAGUCAUUGGACUUCUUCGUCUUGUUUAGCUCCUUCGCUGGCGUUAUCGGAUCCCGGGGACAGGCUAAUUACAGCGCAGCCAACGUGUUUUUGGACGCCUUUGCGCAGUUUGGCCAGAGCAAGGGCCUGCCGGUAGCGGUUCUCGACGUGGGUUCCGUCGCUGACGUUGGCUUUGUGGCCGAGCAGCCGGACUUGCUUGAGUUCUUCAAGACGACAUCUCAUCACAUCCUGCGGGAACAGCACGUGCUGGAUGCUCUGGAACUGGCUGUUCGCCAGCAGCAAAGCUUCCAGAAACCACUGGCCGAGGAUACAGCGGCACAUGCAAUCGAGGACGAGAGCUUCGUGUCCAACGCGCAGCUCGUCCUGGCCCUGCGAUCCACCAUGCCGCUGUCGAUGCCAAACAACCGGAAUGUUUGGACGCGCGACCCCCGCAUGAGCCUGUACCGCAAUCUUGAAGCGGCGGCUACAGACCACCAUGACGAUGGUGCUAACAGCGACAAGAAGGAAGAGGGGGAGGACGCUGCUGUUCGGAAAUUGCUGAACACGAUUGAAACGAACCCGUCUGUUCUCACUGAUGACGAGACUUUCAUCCUCGGCUUGGCCCGCAGCAUCACAAUUGCGGUCUACAGCUUCAUGAUGAAGCCUUACAUCGAGGACGAGGUGGACAUGAAGGUGGAGCUCACUGCGCUUGGAUUUGAUUCUCUGGUAGCUAUUGAGCUUCGCAAUUGGCUCCGACAGCGCCUGAAGCUUGAAGUGACUGUCUUGGAGAUUAUGCGAAGUGGUAGCCUGAUUGGCUUGGCGAGAUUUGGAGCGCGCAAAUGGUCUUCGGCAGCUACUAAGUAA